UUCUUCGCCAGGAGAAGGUAUAUAAAACGCGUUGCCAGUUCGUGUUGUUCGUGGUUCGACGCGUCUUCGGUUUUCUGUGAAGAGAUUGUGAGAGUGUGGCGCGACACAAGACAACUGCCCCUUUUUCUUUAUUUUUCCCGAUCGAGAAAUUUUGUAAACGUUUUUAGAACUGGAAGAGAGACGUUUCUGCGUUUACAAUUGGGGAAAAUGACAUUGAAAGAGAAGCCUGGUCAGGCAAAGGCAAUUGCUGAGCAGCCUCAUGGCUAUGAGUUCCUUGGCCCACCUGGCGCCUUUGUCAUCUCGUUCGGUCUUCCGCUGCUUGUCUACGUCUUCACUUUCUUGUGUAAUGACAUCUCAGGAUGUCCUGCGCCCUCGCUUCUCCACCCUUCGAGCCUGACUCUUGAUCAAUUGAAGACCGAGGUGGGCUGGACUGGCUUCUCUGGUCUGCUCAAUACUCAGGCUGUUCUUGGCACGCUGGGCUACUACCUGCUCAGCCUGACUCUGCAUGCCUUCCUUCCAGCUGAUGAGACCGAGGGCACCGAGCUCCGGACUGGAGGCAAACUGAAGUAUCGCUUCAACUCCUUCAGCUCUGCCGUCCUCAUCAUGGUAGGUCUCGGUGCUGGAACAGUCAUGUACGGCGCUGAGUGGCCAGUUUGGACCUUCAUUACUGAAAACUACGUUGGCAUCCUCACCACUAACAUCUUGAUCUCCUACUUCUUGGCCACGUAUGUCUACCUCCGCUCUUUCAGCGUCAAGCACCCCAAGGACCCAAGCGCUCGUGAGCUUGCCGCCGGUGGGCACACCGGCAACAUCCUGUACGACUGGUUCAUCGGCCGGGAGCUUAACCCGCGCAUCACGGUCCCUAUGUUUGGUGAAGUCGACAUCAAAGCCUGGUGCGAGCUGCGUCCGGGCAUGUUGGGCUGGAUCAUCCUGGAUCUCGCCUUCAUCAUGAAACAGUACCGCAACUUUGGCCGCGUAACAGACUCGAUCCUGCUCAUCACCGUUGCGCAGGCAGUGUACACCUUCGACGCACUCUUCAUGGAACGCGCCAUCCUCACCACCAUCGACAUCAUCGCCGACGGUUUCGGCAUGAUGCUCUCCUUUGGCGACCUCGUCUGGGUACCCUUCACGUACAGCAUCCAAGCGCGCUACCUUUCCGUUUACCCCGUCGACCUCGGGGUGCAGGGUAUCCUCGCCGUCCUUGCCGUUCAAGGCACAGGCUACUACAUCUUCCGCUCCGUCAACAACGAGAAGAACCGCUUCCGCACCGACCCAACCGACCCGCGUGUCUCGCACCUGGAAUUUAUCGAAACCGCCGCCGGCUCAAAGCUUCUCGUCUCCGGCUGGUGGGGCCGUGCACGCCAUAUCAACUACCUCGGCGACUGGUUCAUGAGCUGGUCAUACGUCCUGCCCACCGCCCUGUCCGGAUAUGUUAUCCAAAACGCGGUCCAACACCCCGUGACCGCGACGCAGACCGAUGCAUUCUUCUUCCGUAAUAGCUACGGAACGUAUGUUGUGCCUGGAGAGGCCAAGGGCUGGGGCAUGAUCUUCACGUAUUUCUUCAUGGUGUAUUUUGCCGUUCUGCUCAUUCACCGCGAGAGGAGAGACGAAGAGAAGUGCAGGAGGAAGUAUGGCAAGGAUUGGGACAAGUACUGCGAGUUGGUGCCGUGGAGGAUUGUGCCGUACGUUUACUAGUGGAAUGGGGUUUUACGGCCCGGUUUGAAAAGACAGGGGGUGCGACGCUAUCAGAGCAGGUGGUUCUGGUUAAAGACGUGCAUCUCAAGGCAGCUGGAGAUGAAAUGCUACCGCCAGACGGUUGAAGACAUGCAUCUUUCCAUUUCUUCGUGUAUUAGUAUCGGGGACUUGAGUUGUAUCAUCAAAAAGAAGGGGCGGUAAUACGGACAUAGAUGCGACGCUACUGCCUCAGGGCGGUUGAAGACGUGCAUCGAAUUAGACAUAGAAAGAGUAUGUACAGUAAUUAAUGGACUAGACACAAGCAAGGCGCGUUGAAAGUGCUUCCAGCCCAAUUUCCAUGGCUGAAUGUUUGGUAAGGUGGUUAUUGCGCACCCACUUGAUUAAAUUCAUCUCUUGCAU
Messenger RNA from Dothidotthia symphoricarpi CBS 119687, 2094 nucleotides. RefSeq names its product ERG4/ERG24 ergosterol biosynthesis protein. The coding region runs from base 208 to 1695 and encodes 495 amino acids. NCBI's taxonomy places the organism in Eukaryota, Fungi, Ascomycota, Dothideomycetes, Pleosporales, Dothidotthiaceae. Gene Ontology annotation, biological process: ergosterol biosynthetic process. The transcript has 3 exons. Gene Ontology annotation, cellular component: endoplasmic reticulum membrane. Gene Ontology annotation, molecular function: Delta14-sterol reductase activity. The record is from RefSeq and is a predicted model, not a curated record.